Molecule: messenger RNA, 480 nt
Organism: Mucor velutinosus
Lineage: Eukaryota; Fungi; Mucoromycota; Mucoromycetes; Mucorales; Mucoraceae
Product: PHO85 cyclin-1
Exons: 5
Coding region: 1-480 (159 amino acids)
Cellular component (GO): membrane; endoplasmic reticulum; endomembrane system
Source: RefSeq, a predicted model, not a curated record
AUGUCGACAUUGCACUUGUUACUGGAUCAAUUCAAAGCUAAUCCAAUCAACUGGGCAUUAGCAGCAAUCCUGACCUACAUACUGCGACAUUUUACAAUCUCAAACAAACCACCACAGGUUCCAGCCAAGCAUCCAGAAGUACUCAUAUUUAAAAACUAUACGCCUGUCGAUCUGUUACCUUACAAUGGAGAAAAUGAUUCUCGCAUCUUGAUGGGCGUCAAUGGCUCAGUCUAUGAUGUUACCCAAGGCCGAAAUUUUUAUGGACCUGGAAGUCCUUAUGCCAACUUUGCUGGACACGACGCGUCACGAGGGUUAGCCAAAAACUCAUUUGAUGAAGACAUGAUGGUGGAUCCACAUGGACCUAUAGAUAAACUUGAAGAUUUAGAGGCGGAUGAUUGGCAAUCUCUGAGAGAAUGGGAGAAUCUUUUUGCGAGCAAAUAUCUGUUGGUUGGUAAAUUAGUUGAAAAUCAUAGUAAAUAA